ACUAUGGGACAGCGAAGCGGUGGGACAAAGCCAUGCGGAAGAUAUUGCUGUAAAUGAGAGAAAAAAAACAAGUCUGUUUGACUUCAGUGCAUGGGCGCAAACUGGGCGCAUGUAGGCAAGCUGCGUAUGCGUAAAAGUUGGCCAAAAUGUUCCUCGUACUGCUCCUGGGGCUCUACGUGGCCACAGGUGAACUUUUCUCCCCAGUGAGCUCGUGUCCGGCGCAGUGCAGCUGUUUUUACCACAACCUGAGUGAUGGAUCAAAGGCCAGGAGCGUGAUCUGCAAUGAUCCCGACAUCUCUCUUGUGCCUGUCGGGUUCCCUGUUGACACGUCCAAACUGCGGAUUGAGAAGACGGCCAUCCAGCGGAUACCAAGCGAAGCCUUCAACUACCUCUCCAGUCUGGAAUUCUUGUGGAUGUCUUUCAACACACUGUCCGCCUUGAACCCGGACAGUUUCCGGGGACUGUACAACCUGGAAGAGCUUCGUCUGGACGGGAAUGCCCUCACCGCCUUUCCCUGGGAAUCUCUUAUGGAUAUGCCCAGUCUCAGACUUCUCGAUUUGCACAACAACCAGCUCACCUCGCUGCCCGCGGAGGCCACCUCUUACAUCAAGAAUCUCACCUACCUGGAUUUGUCCAGCAACAGCCUGCUGACCCUGCCGACAGAGGUGCUGUCCACCUGGCUGGCGGCAAAACCUGUGCAGGGGCCAGAGAGCUCCAAAAUGAUACUUGGUCUCCAUGACAACCCUUGGGUGUGUGAUUGUCGGCUCUAUGACCUGGUCCAGUUCCAGAAAUCUCCAACUCUCUCAGUGGCUUUCAUCGACACGAGACUGCGUUGUUCAGCUCCCGAGAGCCUCUCAGGGGUCUUGUUCAGUGACGCGGAGCUGCGGCGCUGUCAGCUCCCACGCAUCCACACAGCUGUAGCGCGAGUCCGGAGCGCUGUGGGGAACAAUGUGCUGCUCAGGUGUGGGACCAUUGGAGUUCCAAUCCCAGACCUGACAUGGCGCAAGGCGGAUGGACGAGCCCUGAAUGGAACAGUCCAGCAGGAAACCUCAAAGGAAGGGAUCACCUGGUCCAUCCUCAGCGUCCCAGCAGUGUCCUACCGUGAUUCAGGGAAAUACAUCUGCAAGGCCACAAACUACGCAGGGAACGCUGAAGCUGUCAUUUCUCUGCUUGUCUCUAACUCACCAAAACCAGAGGGGAACCAGACCCUCAACGACAAGAGAGCCAAAGUUAAGAAACCUAACCCGGUGGGUAAAGCUGCCUACCAAGAGAGACUUGUUGCCAGAUAUGUAGUUCCAACCUCCUCCUCUUCAUCUCUGGAUCCAGGCCUUCCACCUGGCCUCGGUCCUGACCCUGGAGUUGCCGGUUAUAGCCUGGCAGACAGAGCCACCCCAGGGCCCGCCACCUCUUCAAACCCAGACUCCCUACUGGAUCUGGAGAAGACUAACCUAAGCAACCUUGCCGCCAACACCUCGUCCCUGCAGCAGGACCCGGACAGGGUUGUCCGCUCUGUGAAGGUGGUGGGGGACACAGACAAUACCAUCUCUCUAAACUGGAGAGCCCCUAAAGCAAAGAACACCACAGCUUUCAGUGUGCUAUAUGCUGUGUUUGGAGAGAGGGAUAUGAGGAAGAUCAAUGUGGGGGCCGGGCAGAAUCGGGUCACCAUUGAGGGUUUGGUGCCCAGGACCAAGUACAUUGCCUGCGUGUGUGUGCGGGGACUGAUCCCCAAAAAGGAGCAGUGUGUCAUAUUUUCAACAGACGAAGCAGCAAGUGCUACGGGCACCCAGAGGCUUAUUAAUGUGAUUGUCAUCACAGUGGCCUGUAUCAUCGCUGUCCCCCUCACAGUCAUCGUGUGCUGCGGGGCGCUGAAGAGACGCAUCCAGAAGUACUGGGGGAAGAAAUCCAAGGACAUCCAAGACUCAUAUGUGACCUUUGAGACUCUGUCGCCCGGCACUAAGGCCAAAGGCCUGGAAGGGGAGUAUUUGAACAGACUGAACCCAGAGGAGUCCAACAGACUGCUGUCCGCCCGCUCCAGCCUGGACUCCGAGGCCACAGCUAAGAUAGAGGGACAGCCUAAUGAGUACUUCUGCUGACAUCAUGCUCCAGCUCCAGCUUCUGCUCCACAUCAUCUUCCUCGCAUUCACCCGCAUCCAAUCUCCAGUCCCAAUCUCAACCCCCACUCAAAUCGCCAUCCUCAUCCUCAUCCGAUCCUCAUCCGAAUCCUCAUCCCCAUCACCAGUCCAAUCCCCAUCUCCACCCUCGCCCGUAUCCGCAUCACUACCAAUACUCUCAUCCGCAGCAUCAUCCUGACGUCAGCCCCCCUCCCUCGCGCUCCCACACGCCCACACCCUGGGAUUCCCCCCCACCUGUCCCUCCUCGCUGGAUCAUGCCGCCCACACCGCCGCCGCAGAGAGCCAACUUCUAUCAGAGGACUUUUGCUCGCUGCACCAUCAUGGAAAUAUCGGUUUAGGAAGGUUUUAAAUUUUAAAAGAACUUGUUUUUCAAGAUACAGUAUAAGCAGAAUAUUUCAUGAUUCUUUUAGAAAAUAUUCACACACACACUUUUUAAUGUCUAAAAAUUGUUUUGUUUUUUUAUCACAAAGCCAGUAAGAAGAAAACAUGUGAAAAGUAAAAGGAGCAUAACAAUUAUUAGAAUUCAUUUCUCAUCUCAUUUGCAUGGCCCAGCGAAGAAAAAACCUCCACAUCCUGAUCUGACUGAAAAGGAACUCAAAGGUCGAUCCUCCGGUGUUUUUGUCACAUAUGUAUGUGUAUGAUUUGUAUAUACUGUGCUGGAUGAUGAACACUUACAUAUACAGUUAAGUCUGUGCCUCUGUAUAUAUCUGUCAUACGUUCUCAGAGAAGAUAUACACACAGGCAUGGUUCAACACUCUGGUGAUGGAGAAAAGCCGGAGCUGGAGAGAAGUACAGAAAGGACUGAACUAUGACACUUUGUAAAUAAGGUGGAGAAGAUUCAAAAUGUUAAAUAAUUUCUAUUCCCCACAAUGAGACACCUACUAAAAAUAUCUCUAUGUACCUGUUUAGUGCCACCUAGAUUCAUCAUUACCCCAUUCAAUGUAGAUCUUUUAAGUCCAAUGAUAUUAUU
Labrus bergylta (ballan wrasse) is the source of this 3102-nucleotide messenger RNA. It is a transcript of the gene lrit1a, whose product is annotated as leucine-rich repeat, immunoglobulin-like and transmembrane domains 1a. The record is from RefSeq and is a predicted model, not a curated record. NCBI's taxonomy places the organism in Eukaryota, Metazoa, Chordata, Actinopteri, Labriformes, Labridae. Gene Ontology annotation, cellular component: endoplasmic reticulum membrane. Gene Ontology annotation, molecular function: protein binding.